GGUUUUUGCUGAUGCUGGGACUCCUAUCUGUUUGCUGCAACCCCCUGAUCCGUAUGAGUUUUAUGAUGACCCUAAGAAGGGCGGACAUACUGGUUUCGAACAAUGGCCUGCAGAAGACCAAGAGAUCUAUGAUGAGUUCGAGAACGAUGACAUAGGUGGUAAUUUGGAUGACUAUGCGAUCCCAUUACUGCCCGGUCCUGAGGAACCGGAUACCGUAUUACCCAAGUUACCAGUGUCUGACCGUCCCGAACUUUGCCCUAUUCAAGAUCUCUGUAACGAGUUCUCUGAGUUGUUCAACAACAAGAUCGGGUUUUGUCCGUUGGUCACUCAUGAUAUAAAGACCUUCGAUGAGCAGCCGAUGGCUCAGCGUCCGAGACGUGUACCUCAUAAAUGGCAAGCUGACAUACGAGGCCAGAUUGAUGAUAUGCUGAGAGAAGGGAUUAUUCGGCCAAGUAUGAGUCCGUGGCGUUCACCUUGUGUCUACGUUAAGAAGAAGACUGGUGGUGUCCGUAUCUGCGUGGACUAUCGUGAACUGAACCGUCGGUCCCACAUGUCCGCUUAUCCCCUUCCUCGCCCUGACUUCGUACAGGAUGACUUGAAAGGUGCCCGUUUCUUUACAUCUCUGGACCUGAAGUCUGGUUACUGGCAAGUACCCGUCUCUGCUGCUGACAUCCCGAAGACCGCUUUCUGUCCGGGGAAUGGCUUUCCCCUCUAUGAGUUUCUGCGUAUGCCGUUUGGUCUACAUGAUGCGCCAGCUACUUUCCAGAAACUCAUGGAGGACAUCCUAGGCGACCUACCAUUCGUCAAGAUCUAUCUUGAUGAUAUUUUGAUUUUCUCACCGGACAUGGAGACUCAUGUUCGGCACCUUCGUGUGGUCUUCGAGAGGUUGUCCGCUGCGAAG
Perkinsus marinus ATCC 50983 is the source of this 901-nucleotide messenger RNA. Its product is annotated as reverse transcriptase, putative. The record is from RefSeq and is a predicted model, not a curated record. The annotation marks the transcript as partial. The transcript has a single exon. NCBI's taxonomy places the organism in Eukaryota, Perkinsozoa, Perkinsida, Perkinsidae.